AUGGCCGGCAGCAAGUACAACGUGGGCAUAAUCGGCUAUGGACUGAGCGCAAAGACGUUCCAUAUUCCUUUCAUCAAGGCAGUCUCCGAUUUCAAUUUGUAUGCGAUCGUUCAGAGAAGCCCUAAGCCCAACGAUGAUGCAAGCAAAGACCAUCCGGGUAUCAAGCUAUAUCAUUCAGCGGACGAUCUCUACAAGGACGACCAAGUCCAUGUGGUAAUUGUUACUACGAGCCCGGAGCUACAUCUAGAAAUGGCGAAGGCUGCCCUGCUUGCAAAAAAACAUGUCGUGGUGGAAAAGCCGUUCACUCCAACGGCAGCUGAGGCACAAGAACUCGUGAACACGGCAAAAGCACAGGGCGUACUUGUAACAGUUUAUCAGAACCGGCGAUGGGACUCUGAUUUCUUGACACUCAAGAAGUACAUCCAGGACGGUAGCCUGGGAAGGGUCGUCGAAUUUGAAUCUCACUUUGACCGACAUCGUCCUGGCCCACCGGCCAAUACGUGGAAGGCUCACCCGACGCCUGGUAACAGCGCCGUGUACGAUCUAGGCACUCACCUGAUGGAUCAAGUGGUUCAUCUAUUUGGUAUGCCCGAACGGGUGACUGGGUUUGUGGGCUCGCAGAGAGCAGAAAACCCGACUGGCCUGGAGGACUCUUGCACUGUGCUAUUGCACUACCCAGGCAUGCUUGCCACAGUCAAAGCUGGGGUAGUAAGCCCUGAGGUACAACAACUACGCUUCUGGGUCCGAGGCGUGAACGGAUCAUUCAAAAAGUUUCACUUGGAUCCACAAGAAGACCAGUUGAGAAAGCAAGGCCUGGGCCCGGGAGACAAAGGCUACGGGUACGAGCCCGAAGCGAGAUACGGAACGCUCAACAUCUGCAAAGACGACAAGAUUGAAAGCCAGGUCGUGCCGACCGUGGAGCCGCUCACGUAUGUUGAGUAUUAUCGGAGACUGGCAGCUGCCUUGAACGGAGAUGCUGCCCAGAUCCCUGUGCCUCCUGAGCAGGCGGUAGGGGUCAUCAGGCUCGUAGAGCUUGCAAGAGAGAGUUCGAAGCUAGGCAAGACACUGGAGGUCUAG
Messenger RNA from Exophiala spinifera, 1077 nucleotides. RefSeq lists its product as uncharacterized. The record is from RefSeq and is a predicted model, not a curated record. The transcript has 2 exons. The coding region runs from base 1 to 1077 and encodes 358 amino acids. Lineage: Eukaryota; Fungi; Ascomycota; Eurotiomycetes; Chaetothyriales; Herpotrichiellaceae. Gene Ontology annotation, molecular function: nucleotide binding.